Messenger RNA from Macadamia integrifolia, 1366 nucleotides. Its product is annotated as nudix hydrolase 20, chloroplastic-like. Lineage: Eukaryota; Viridiplantae; Streptophyta; Magnoliopsida; Proteales; Proteaceae. The record is from RefSeq and is a predicted model, not a curated record. Gene Ontology annotation, molecular function: 8-oxo-dGDP phosphatase activity. Bases 121 to 1242 code for a protein of 373 amino acids. The transcript is spliced from 9 exons.
GUUGGGUAGUGUAUAAAUCCCUACCGAGGACCGACCAAGUACAAAAGGGCGAAGGAAGCCGUGUAAGAAAUCCCCGUCGAUAGGCACUUGAAGGGGAGUGCACACGUUAGAGGAGCUCUCAUGGCCUGCAUUGCCUCUCUCUGUUAUCGAAUCCCGUUCUCUUUCGCUUCUCUCUGCAAUUCCUCUCUUUCCCCUAUUCGUCGAACCAAGAUCACUUUGUUUACAAGUUCUUUGAAUUUUAGUUUGAACUCGACCGUAGUUUGCUCUCGUUCUUUGACGGUGAGUAGCUUCACUUGGGAUGACGUUUUCCGAAUUUCCCAAGAGGAGGAUGCAUCAGAUGAUUCCUUGAACCUUCAAGGAUACUUCGAAAGGAUCAGUGCCUGCAAUCGUGGUUCCGAAAUGCAGUCUGAGUUCCUUCCUUUUGUUAUUGAAGAACGAAUCGUUGGAUAUAUCCAUAACGGCUUUGCAGACCAUCUCAGGAAGUUCAAUUAUGUGUUUGUUUUUGGGGAAGAUAAUUCGUACAGUAGCCAUUGUCGUGGCUAUGUCACUCUACAUCCAUUACUUGGAUCACCAGAGGAUAGAACAGGAGCAGUCGGAGAUGUAAUCAAAUGCUUGGGAGAAGGAUUGAUUCCAGGUAUACGAAAUGAGCUAUACCCUGUGAAAUCAUCAUUUGACAUGCCAAUAUUUUUCUCUUUAGAACGUGCAGCUGCUCCCUACUUUGGGAUAAAGGCUUAUGGUGUGCAUAUGAAUGGCUACGUUGAUAGGGAUGGGAAGAAAUUUCUUUGGAUAGGAAAGAGAAGUGAAGUGAAACCCACUUUUCCCGGAAUGCUAGAUCAUCUAGUUGCUGGAGGCCUGCCUCAUGGUAUCACCUGUAAAGAGAACCUUCUGAAGGAGUGUGAAGAGGAAGCAGGAAUACCAAGAUCAAUAUCCAGUGGAGCCAUCUCAGUUGGUGCUGUUUCUUAUAUGGACAUUGAUGGUUAUAAGUACAAAAGAGAUGUGUUGUUUUGCUACGAUUUAAAACUACCAGAUGGUUUUAUCCCUAAAAAUCAAGAUGGAGAGGUAGAGAGCUUCAAGUUGAUCUCUGUGAUUCAAGUUGCUAAUAUCAUAAGGAGGACAUGGUUUUUCAAGGCAAAUUGUGCUCUUGUCAUCAUUGAUUUCCUAUUUCGGCAUGGAUAUAUUAGUCCAGACGAUCGCGAUUACUUACAACUACUACAGAGCUUGAGGAAUGGAGAUUGCUCUUGAAUAUGUUUUUUCUUAAACUUCUCCAAAUGUUUGUGUUUUUUGUAUUUCAUUUAUGGAUUAUCUGUGUAAAGAUACGGGGAAUUUAAUCUUUAAUCUAAUUUUUAUAAGGUAUUAAUCUUUUUCA